AUGAAUGCCAAAUCUGCAAUCAGCAAGGAAAUUUUUGCCCCACACGAUGAAAGGAUGCUGGGAGCUGUCCAAGUGAAAAGAAGAACAAAAAAAAAGAUUCCUUUCCUAGCUACUGGUGGUCAGGGUGAAUAUUUAACAUACAUCUGCCUGUCAGUGACGAACAAGAAACCAGCUCAAGCAUCUAUUACAAAGGUGAAACAAUUUGAAGGCUCUACGUCUUUUGUCAGGAGAACGCAGUGGAUGCUCGAGCAGCUUCGCCAGGUCAAUGGUAUAGACCCUAAUCGGGAUUCCCCAGAAUUUGAUUUACUAUUUGAAAAUGCUUUUGACCAAUGGGUAGCAAGCACAGCUUCAGAAAAAUGCACAUUUGUUCAGGUUCUACAUCACACUUGUCAGCGAUACCUUACAGACAAGAAGCCAGAAUUUAUCAACUGCCAAUCUAAAAUUACGGGAGGGAACAGCAUACUCCAUUCAGCAGCAGACAGUGUGACAAGCGCGGUACAGAAGGCAAGUCAGGCUUUGAAUGAGCGUGGCGAAAGGCUAGGUCGAGCAGAAGAAAAGACAGAGGAGCUGAAAAACAGUGCGCAGCAGUUUGCAGAAACUGCACACAAGCUUGCCAUGAAGCACAAAUGCUGA
This is a messenger RNA of Chaetura pelagica (chimney swift), 633 nucleotides long. It is a transcript of the gene STXBP6, whose product is annotated as syntaxin binding protein 6 (amisyn). The transcript has 5 exons. Gene Ontology annotation, cellular component: exocyst; plasma membrane. Gene Ontology annotation, biological process: exocytosis; regulation of SNARE complex assembly; Golgi to plasma membrane transport. The coding region runs from base 1 to 633 and encodes 210 amino acids. Lineage: Eukaryota; Metazoa; Chordata; Aves; Apodiformes; Apodidae. The record is from RefSeq and is a predicted model, not a curated record. Gene Ontology annotation, molecular function: phosphatidylinositol-4,5-bisphosphate binding.